UGGUCGCUCAUCGCCCUUGCAACCUUCUCCCUCCUUUAUCUAUUUGUUUUGUUUUUUUUUUCUCGUUUUCAUUUUUUUUAUGUCGUCUCGUAUCUCGUUCACACAUCUGAAGUUUUAUUUUUACACUUUACCUCUCUGGUUGUGCACUUGUACACUGUUAUUAUAAGUUCUACGAGUCACGGCGUCGUCGCCGUCGUCGUCUUCGAUACCACCUGGACAGAGAGACAGAAUAUAUUGACAGUACCACAAGUCGAGUAUAGAAAAUCACAUCGUCUACUCCGAUUAGGGCAACAAAUAAUGCCCCUUAGCCGCAUAACGCUGAUGUGUGCGCUUGUUUGUUAUUGUAAUUGUUAAUUUAUUGUGAACCGAUUGAUUAUGGAUUUGAAUGAUAAACAAUCUAAUAUCCCCGAUCUCCAUCUUAGUGAUGUCAUUGAAGUCAUUGAAGAGCACGUAAGAACUAAAACUGUGCAACAAAUGGACGCUCCAUCAUCAAACAAUGGGCGAAGACCUACAACUUCACCAUAUAUCAAAAUCGUCGAACAGCCUGCUUCAAAGGCAUUGAGGUUUAGAUAUGAGUGUGAAGGUAGAUCAGCCGGGAGUAUACCUGGAGUUAAUAGUAGCACUGAAAAUAAAACCUACCCUACAAUUCAAAUAGUAGGUUAUAAAGGCAGGGCUGUUGUUGUAGUAUCAUGUGUCACAAAAGAUAGACCAUAUAGACCUCACCCUCAUAACCUUGUGGGACGUGAUAACUGCAAAAAAGGAAUUUGUACUAUAGAAAUUAAUAACGAAUCAAUGGCUGCAAGUUUUCAGAAUUUGGGAAUACAAUGUGUAAAAAGAAAAGAUAUUGACGAGGCUCUCAGAGUACGAGAAGAAAUAAGAGUAGAUCCAUUUAGAACUGGAUUUUCACAUAAAGAGAACCCAACUUCAAUAGACUUGAAUGCAGUGAGGUUGUGUUUUCAAGCUUUUCUUGGCGGUACACAAAAAGGAAAAUAUAGUAUUCUUGAACCGAUUGUAUCAGAUCCAAUUUACGAUAAAAAAGCGAUGUCGGACUUAUCGAUAUGUAGAUUAAGUGAUGCAGCUGCUUCAGUUGUAGGUGAUAAAGAAAUCAUAUUAUUAUGUGAAAAAGUAACUAAAGAUGAUAUCCAAGUAAGAUUUUUUGAGGAAAAAGAUGGUAAGUGCAUUUGGGAAGACUAUGGUGUUUUUAAAGCUUCAGAUGUACAUAAACAAGUGGCUAUUUGGUUUAAGACUCCAAAAUAUAAAAUAACAGAGAUUGAUAGUCCAGUAAAUGUAUGGAUUCAGUUAAAAAGACCUUCGGAUGGCAUGUGUAGUGACGCUCUUCCAUUUACAUUCACUCCGGAUUAUUCAGAUCCGGUCAUGUUGAAAAGGAAAAGACAGAAAUUAUCUAGCGAAAGUGAACUUUUGAUUCAAUUACCGAGUAACCCUAUUAGACUUAUAGAACAGUCAUCUAGUUUUAUUGAUGGAAUGGUUGACCAAUUGGCAAUUUCUGUACCAAUCAAAGAAGAACCAGAAACUAGUCCUAAUCCUUAUAGUGGUUUAUAUCCACUUUCAAAUCCGAGUGUUCUUCAACAUUCGCCUUUGUAUAACUCUAGAACACCUUCACCACAUGACUAUCAAUACCCAAAUGUAAAUCCUAUUUCAUUAUAUGGGCAGACUACAAUACUGAAUACCAAUAUUCGACUACCUGCAGGAAUUCAAACUAGUGGGUGUACUAUUACAAAAGUGUGUCCUACGGUUAAUAAUCAUAAUCCAACAUCUCAAAAAAAUUAUGCUCUGCCAACUACCAUAACUACAACACCUUUACCGUGCCCAACAGAAGAUAAUAAUGAAUCUAAUCUUAUGGAAGCUACAUUGCCAAGUUUAGAUUCUAGUGACUUAAGAACCUUGUUGGGAGACAGUGAACAUGUGUUGUCAACCAAUUUGUCUGCUAGUCUACAUUUAACAGAAAAUAGUGCUCGUGGAGAGUCCAUUCCAGAAAUAGUAGUCGAAGACAAUAUAAAUAUGUCGGACAGUUUUGAUAGAAUUGCUGACAACACUCUUAAAGAAUUCUGUGAGUUUUACACAAAACGUAAUUAAUUGUUGUUAGUUAAAAAUAUAUAAUUUAUGAUUUUGUUAGGUAAAAUAUUAUAUAUAAUAUACACUGUUUUUCUUUUUAUAAUAUUUCUAUACAAAUUUUAUCCAUUUGACAUCUUUUUUUGUAAAUAAACUAUCAAAUGUUUGCAAUUGAAGAAUGGACAUCUGUUAAAAAUAAUAUAUGAAAUAAAAUUUUGACCAAUCCAAA
Molecule: messenger RNA, 2299 nt
Organism: Acyrthosiphon pisum (pea aphid)
Lineage: Eukaryota; Metazoa; Arthropoda; Insecta; Hemiptera; Aphididae
Product: embryonic polarity protein dorsal
Exons: 12
Coding region: 376-2094 (572 amino acids)
Biological process (GO): response to cytokine; innate immune response; canonical NF-kappaB signal transduction
Cellular component (GO): cytoplasm; nucleus
Molecular function (GO): DNA-binding transcription factor activity, RNA polymerase II-specific; RNA polymerase II cis-regulatory region sequence-specific DNA binding
Source: RefSeq, a predicted model, not a curated record